This is a messenger RNA of Meriones unguiculatus (Mongolian gerbil), 1368 nucleotides long. It is a transcript of the gene Tmem269, whose product is annotated as transmembrane protein 269. The transcript is spliced from 5 exons. Bases 232 to 891 code for a protein of 219 amino acids. The record is from RefSeq and is a predicted model, not a curated record. NCBI's taxonomy places the organism in Eukaryota, Metazoa, Chordata, Mammalia, Rodentia, Muridae.
UGGGAUGGCCAUGCGAGUUCAUCUGCCUCACUGCUAAGCUUUCCCAAACCUGUCUUUAACUCUGGUGUCUCUUUGCUGACUUGUCUCCUCAAUCCAGUUGGUGAGAUGGAGAUGAGAAGGUACACUUCUGCACUGGGGUCUUUGGGAGCCUCUCUGGAGACCCCUUGACCUUGGGAACCCUCUGUAUAUCUCUCCUGGACCACAGGUCAGCACACCAUCAACUGUGAGCAGAUGACUGAAUUCUCCUGGAAGGAUAUAAUUAAUGCCUUGUCCCUGGCCAACAUGGUGCUGGGGCUCUUCUCCAUCUUCUGUAGCUUCAGCAGGAAACCCCACUGUGCUUCCUGGAUGCUUCUGAUCUGCUUCCUGUUAGACAUGGCAAUAGGGACAAUGAUCAGAUACCUCAACAUCUGCCAAAAACUGGGAUUCGAACUGAAUGACUUUGCUGUCUUCACCACCUUCGGCCUGGCCUCGGCUCUGCUCCUUGGUGUGGAUGGGCCUCUGAAUGGGUUCCUGGCCACCAUCUAUGUGUUGACCACUUCUUUCCGCCUGUGCUUUAGCUCAACUGGAGGAGGUCCCUGUACAUACAAGGGCCUACCCUGCCCCUACGCUUCCUGUGUUUUGGCUUCCACCUGCCUUCUGACCAAGGGCAACACAUUCAUUCUCUGCUGCAUGGCUUCACUCAUGAUUCUGUUCAUGGUCGACCAGAGCUGCUACCCACAUGAUGAAAUCCUGGAAUCGGAGAACUGGAAAAAAGUAGUUUAUUUGGGAGGUAUCAUCAUGCUGUUUUUUUGCCCGUUCUCGCUCACCGCCGUUUACUGCCUGAUAUGGUCACUCUCGUAUAUCUUCUUCCCAGAUGCCCUGUGGGGCAAGGGAGUUUGUGUUAAGAUCUAGUGCAGGGAAACCAUACCUUCACCACUCCUGCUGGCCUGGUGGGUUCUACGAUUAGCAUACCGUACCAACACCUGCUUAUCCACUAAAGCUUUUUUGGCACCCGUGUUGUCUUACGCUUGGUUGCACGCUCUCUCUUGUCCUGAAUCACGUCGACCUACAGUGGGCCCAUAAGCCUUCUUUCUCUUUAUUCAGGGUUCAGACUCCCUUUUGGGUAAUACUUGUCUCAGUCAUGUAGGAUAGACUUUUAUUUCCAAGAUAAGUUUUGGGCUGAAACUCAAACCCAGCCUUGGAUACAUGAAACUCUAUCUCAAAAAAAAAAAAAUUGAUUGGCAGCCUAAAUGUAUCACCUGGUGUAUUAGGCAGGUGCAGAGAUGAUAGGAUGGAUCUCUAUCUAUCAUCUAUCUACAUUAUUUAUAUAAUAAUUAAAUUUCUAUAUAAUACAUUAUUUAUAUAAUAUAUAUCUUUGGGUCUGUAAGC